CCUCUGGACGUCCGCACCACGAAACUGACCUCGAAAACCGCUGUUGUCGUCUGGACACCCUCUGUGGAGGACAGCAAGGCGUCUCAAUACAUGUACGUGGUACAAGCAGACCCCCUGAAUGCGACCACGGGUGGGUUGCAUACGUGUGAGGUGAAAGUCGGUGAAGGCACCUUCACCUGUAACAUCACCAGUCUCCUACCUAAUUCGGACUACAAUAUCAGCGUGAUGGCCUGCAACACGCUGAGUCUCUGCAGCAAACACUCGGAAUCUGUUCACAUCAGAACACUAUCUCCAGAAAAGGACAACCUGUACGUUGAGAUCCUCAGCCCCACCGGUCUGAAAGUGACGUGGGAAUCAAAGGCCAAACAUCCAAACCGGUUCUUCCAGGUGCAACUAGAUACAGACAUCAUAACCUACUGCACACACCGUAUGCAGACCGUCGACUACGCCUGCGAGGCAGAUGCUCUUCUGCCGGAUACUGCGUACGAGUUGCAAUUAUUCAACUGUGACACAGCCUAUCCCGAUGCCACUUGUGAGAUUGCCUCGGAGAUUGUGAAGGCACAAACGUGGCCAACUGCGCCCCUAGACGUCACAGCGUUCUACGAGAGCGCCACAGCCGUGCAGGUUUCCUGGAGUCCUACUAAAGCGGACGUUAAAAAACAGUACACCUACGUGGUUGCUGUGUCCCCCGCGACCGGUGCUAAUGUCAGCACCUGCAUCUCGAACAGCCAAUCCUGUUUGGUUUCAGCAUUGGAGCCGAACACACCCUACAAGGUCACCGUGCAGUCCUGUGCCCAUAUCAACUACUGUGGUCUGCCUACAUCUCCAGUGGAUGUACUUACACCACCCAGUGUGCCCGAUCAAGUUGCGGUCUCAGACGUCCAAUGCACCAGUUUCCUCGUAACUCUAAGCCACUCCGAGGAGGGCGUGAAAAAUGACUACUAUUACCGGAUUAUGAGUAGCACACGGGCAGCUGCCUCAGUGGCCGUCCAAUACUGCACGGUUUCUGCGGGCAGCAAAGACCUCGCCUGCGCCGUAUACGGUCUGAAGCCAAACAGUGUCUACAGUGUCGUGGCAAAAGCCUGUGCCGCGCCCGGACGCUGCAGCAUGCCUUCGCUCUCCGUCGAGGUGAAAACGAAACCUACUGGUAAGGCGCAAUGUCUACAGUUAUCUGUAGUUUAA
This is a messenger RNA of Dibothriocephalus latus, 1182 nucleotides long. The record is from the annotation of a GenBank genome assembly. Lineage: Eukaryota; Metazoa; Platyhelminthes; Cestoda; Diphyllobothriidea; Diphyllobothriidae.